UCGUAUCUUUGGGCAGUAGUAUUACAGAACAGAUUCUGACAUGUGGUUGUUUUAUUACCGCUGAUUUGUUGUGUUCUAUUAAUGUAUCUUUACGAAGCUCCUUGAUAACGCGUUGACCCCCACGGGCGAAGAUUAUAAAUCUUGACAGUUACAGCUGUCAAUGUAGAACUUUAACGCCUUCCUCCGGUUUUAGUUGGAUAGAUGGGGCAUCCGUCAUCUGAGUAUGGAGCAAGGGAACGUCGACAAUGACUGCAACAACGGUGUGGCGAGACACCGGCGGUCGGCUUCUAGGAGGAUGGGGUCCACUUCUUUGUGUUCUCGUCGGGGCUCUGAUGGCACUGGUACUUCCCCGGGUUGGAGUCGAGGACGAGUGCUGUGCCAAAUUAAAGGGCAUUGCUCACGUACGGUGUCAGGUGUGGGGAAGGUCUCAACGGCACACCGUGCAGUCGACCAGUCUCACCGUCCCGUUCACAGCCCUCGACCUCCUUCCGUAUAGGUCCAAGCCGAGCAAAGAGACGGAGCAGGAAGCACGGGCGGCUUUGCAGCAGGCUGUGGAGAUGAAGAAACUGGGCAAGAGGGACAAGGCCCACAGACUACUGGUCCACGCGCUUAACAUGAACCCAGACUUCGUGGACGCACUGACGGAGCUGGGCACCAUCCUGGAGGAGGAGAAGGAUGUGGUCCAGGCAGACCACUUCUACACCAAGGCCCUGGCCAUCUCACCCUGCAACCAGAGGGCUCUGGUCAGCCGGGACCGCACGCUCCCCCUGGUGGAGGAGAUCGACCGGCGCCACUUCAGCGUCAUCGACAGCAAGGUGCGCCGGCUCAUGUCCAUCCCCAAAGGGAACUCGGCCCUGCGGCGCGUGAUGGAGGAGACCUACUACCACCACAUCUACCACACGGUGGCCAUCGAGGGCAACACCCUCACGCUGUCGGAGAUCCGCCACAUCAUCGAGACGCGCUACGCCGUCCCCGGCAAGAGCCUGCUGGAGCAGAGCGAGGCCAUCGGCGUGGACGCCGCCAUGAAGUACAUCAACACCACGCUGCUGUCGCGGGCCGGCGCCAUCGCCGUCACGGACAUCCUGGAGAUCCACCGGCGCGUGCUGGGCUACGCCGACCCGGUGGAGGGCGGCCGUCUACGGACCAGCCAGGUGUUUGUGGGUCACCACAUCCCGCCGCACCCCCAGGACCUACAGCGGCACAUGGAGGAGCUGGCGCAGUGGCUCAACUCGGAGGAGGCGCUGCAGCUCCACCCCGUGGAGUACGCGGCGCUGGCCCACUACAAGCUGGUCUACGUGCAUCCGUUCGUGGACGGGAACGGGCGCACGUCGCGCCUGCUGAUGAACGUGGUGCUCAUGCAGGCGCGCUACCCGCCCAUCACCAUACGCAAGGAGCAGCGGGUGGAGUACUACAACGCCCUGGACACGGCCAACGAGGGCGACGUGCGGCCCUUCAUCCGCUUCAUCGCCAAGUGCACGGAGAUCACCCUGGACACACUGCUUAUCGCCACGUCAGAGCACCCCGUGGGGCUGCCUGGGACCGGCCACGAACAAGCCUGUCCUGACUGCCAACAGACCAUCCCCAUCCACAACUAGGAGGCCAGAGAACAUCCCCAUCGACAGCUAGGAGGCCAGAGACGCUCCCCAUCAACUAAGGGACCAGAGACCUGUCUGUUUGUGUGUAAGGUGAACAUGCAAGGCCCCAAUUAACCCACAGAAAAGCAAUGAGGACAUACUUUCAAGUGUUUCAUUUUUUUGCCUAAAAAAAUGAACGUUCUCGUCUUUGGAUGUUUGGCAAUGAUGAGCAGGUUUUUCAAAAAAAAAAAAAAUAGGAUUUUAGAAUCACGUCUACUACUUACCUCCUGAAGCAGAAACUGCUGACUCAUUGCAGUUAAAUGCCAUCAUGUAUUUAUUAAUUUAUUUGUCAAAUAUUUGAGUAACCUGUGAUUGUAAAUGAGUAGAUGGGGACGCACUGAUCUACAAUCAAAGAGGGCAAACCUUUAGAAAUGAUUUUAUGGGAAAGCUGAAAUACAGUUCUUUAUUAAAACAACUUUAGAACAUUCAGUCCAAAGAAUUAUUAUGACUUUUGCAGCACAUAAAGAAAUCAUUGUUACCUUACUGAACAUUAAAAGGAGAAAGUCUGCCACAAUUGAUUGUUUUAAGGACAAUCUGUAUGCUUUUGGAUAUAAAUUGAAUGAUGACUUAAGUUUAUCCUCGAUCAGGUCACUUAGGUAAUAGAAUCCACAUAUAGGUUUUAAGCCAUCUUCUUCCAAAAUCGAAUGACUGAACAGUAUGCAUAAAAAAAGAAAUCCAAACUGCAUUCCAAAUCAUGCAUUUCCACCCACACAUACACAUGAAAAUAAUUUAUUUGUAACAUGACUUUCAUCAAAAAUCUGCAUAGAUUAUUUUUGAAAUGCAGGGUAUCUGCAAAGUAAACACUAAUCUUAAUCCGAAGAACCUAGGCUACAAAAAUGUUAGCUAGUUAGCAAAGAUUUAGCAUUACCUUUACACCACAAUAGCGAGGAUAACUAACUUUCCUCCUGAACUAGUUUAUUAUAGUAAUACAGUAAACCAAAGGUCAAGAUUCACAUUUUUUUUAUAUAUAAAAAAGUUUCAAGAUAUGAAAAUUAAACUUUUAGAUUGGAAAGGGAAGAUCAGAUGAUUUAGGAAACCUCUUUAUUUCCUAUCAGCUGUACAACUUGUGGUCUCCAAACCCCUUUGUUGGCAUGUAUUAGAAAGGGAACAAUAUAUCUAACCCAACUUAGUCUUAACAAAACAAAAUGUAGCAAAAGUUGUGGUUUUAGACUCAUGUCCCGGACAUAAGAAAGCAAUGUAUU
This is a messenger RNA of Gadus chalcogrammus (walleye pollock), 2836 nucleotides long. RefSeq names its product protein adenylyltransferase FICD-like. Bases 246 to 1595 code for a protein of 449 amino acids. Gene Ontology annotation, molecular function: protein binding. The record is from RefSeq and is a predicted model, not a curated record. Lineage: Eukaryota; Metazoa; Chordata; Actinopteri; Gadiformes; Gadidae. The transcript has 3 exons.